Molecule: messenger RNA, 1953 nt
Organism: Penicillium alfredii
Lineage: Eukaryota; Fungi; Ascomycota; Eurotiomycetes; Eurotiales; Aspergillaceae
Product: bifunctional K:H/Na:H antiporter NHX1
Exons: 5
Coding region: 1-1953 (650 amino acids)
Biological process (GO): sodium ion transport; proton transmembrane transport; vacuolar acidification
Cellular component (GO): late endosome; fungal-type vacuole membrane; early endosome
Molecular function (GO): sodium:proton antiporter activity
Source: RefSeq, a predicted model, not a curated record
AUGGCCGGCCAAGUGAUGGGCGAUGCCUUUCACGCCCUGCUUCGUACGUCGCUCCCUACCCUACCGGCAUCGCGCAUGUCAGGGCGAGCGACCGAAGACACCGACCCUGAUGAUGCUCCCGAGGCGGGUUCCAAGGAGAUUACAAGCUCCUGGGCGCUGUUUAUCAUGAUCAUGCUGUUGAUGUUCGCCCUGUUCACAAGCUAUAUCCUCCAGCAGAGGAAGAUCCAGGCGGUCCACGAGACGGUUCUGUCAAUUUUUGCGGGGAUGUUCGUCGGGCUGAUCAUUCGCUUGACCCCGAAAUCCCACAUCCAGGACAGCGUCGCCUUCGACUACCAGUUCUUCUUCAACCUUCUCCUCCCACCGAUUAUUUUAGCCUCGGGCUAUGAGCUCCACCAAUCGAAUUUCUUCCGCCAUAUCGGCACCAUCCUCACCUUUGCCUUUGCCGGCACCUUCAUCUCCGCUAUCGUGCUGGGGCUUGUCCUGUUUAUCUGGACGCGCGUUCCGCUGGACGGGCUGAAUAUUAGCUUCGUUGAGGCCAUCUCCGUCGGCGCUACGCUUUCUGCCACGGAUCCGGUCACGAUCCUGGCCAUUUUCAACCUCUACAAGGUCGAGCCCAAGCUCUACACGGUGAUCUUUGGCGAAUCGAUCCUGAACGAUGCUGUCGCCAUUGUGCUGUUCGAGACGGCUCAGAAAUAUGCUGAGAGCGAGGCCGGGUCUCUGAGCUUCUUGAACCUUUUUGAGGCUAUCGGGCUCUUCCUGCUCGUUUUCUUUGGUAGCAUGUUGGUCGGUGUUGUCACUGGUAUCGCAACCGCGCUGGGUCUCAAGUAUACCCUUGUGCGGCGCGUGCCCAAGAUUGAAAGUUGCUUGAUCAUUCUUACCGCCUACGCCAGCUACUUUUUCUCCAACGGCGUGUACUUGUCCGGCAUUGUGUCGCUCCUUUUCUGCGGCAUCACACUAAAGCACUACGCUUACUACAACAUGUCCCGCCGCACGCAGUUGACCACCAAGUAUCUCUUCCAAGUCAUGGCGCAGCUCUCCGAGAACUUUAUCUUCAUCUACCUGGGACUUGACUUGUUUGUCGAGGCCAAUCUCCAGUUCAACCCGCUGUUUAUUCUAGUGGCGGUUUUCGGUAUUUGUCUCGCGCGCUACCUUGCAGUCUUCCCGUUGUCCAAGGCCAUCAACUGGUUCAUCCGAUACAAAGCGCGUCGUCGUGGCAUGGAAGUGGCUGAUGAGUUGCCGUUCUCAUACCAGGCAAUGCUCUUCUGGGCUGGAUUACGUGGUGCCGUCGGUGUAGCGCUGGCCGCGGGCCUGACGGGUGUCAACGCGCCGGUACUACGGGCCACGGUCCUGGUUGUUGUCGUGUUGACCGUGAUUAUCUUUGGAGGAACCACUGCUCGCAUGCUGGAGAUCAUGGGCAUUCGGACCGGCGUGGUCGAAGAGGUCGACUCUGACGACGAGUUUGACAUUGAAGUCACCAACGGAGGCACCUACUACAAGCGCUCGGGUGGAUCUCUGGGUUAUAUCCCGCGUCGUGUCGACUCGACCAUCCCGCUGGAUGGCGUCAGCAAUGCGACUCGCGCCGGGCCCGGACAGCGCAAUGACAGCUACUCAAGUGGGAAUAGCCGCCGCCCGAGUCCGCCGCCGAGCCACACCCGGAUGUACUCCGCCGCCUACAGCCCCAAGGACACACAGUCGCGUCGUGAUCGCUCAUCUACAGCGCUGCUCAACCCUGGGGGAGCUAGCACCCGAAGCAUGGGCAGUGCGGCCAGUGAUGAUGAGUUUGGCCUGCCGCCUGCCAGCAAAGCCCGCACCAGCCAACCCAUCCACCCUGACGACUUCGACUUUGACCUUGAAGCCCUCUCCGAUGAUGACCUCCCGCCGGCCGCUGGCGGUGCCUCCCGUCUGCGGCGCUCUCCUUCCCAUCCCUCCUCUCAUGCCGCCUCCCCCACAUGA